AUGCACGCUCCAGAAAAGAGUCGCAACUCCACCUGCUCGACCGACAAUGGCUCGUCGCACGGUCACGAGGACAACCGCCUCACCUAUGUAACCUCCAACAUGUCCACCAUCUCGUCAACACCCAAGGAGAAGAAGAUCGAGCAAGAGCUAUCACUGUCCACCGCGGACGCCCACGAAACUCGCAGCCCUACAGCAUCACCGACGCAGCAGACCUCCACCAGCAGCACACUCUCCUCCGCAGCAGCAGUCCACCUCAACACGCUUCUCACUACAGGAGAGCGCAAGUCGUGGAAGUUUGACCCCAAGGACACUGUUGAGACCGUACGAACACACAUCUGGCAGAACUGGCCCUCCUUCUGGCCGCAGCCCAAACCCGAGUCGGUCGCCUACCUCAGGCUGCUUCAUCUUGGCCACAUUCUCGACAAUCCAGAGACCACACUCGCAUCAAGAGGCUGCAAGGCUGGCGCAACCACCGUUGUUCACAUCAUCAUUCGCGCCAUUCCACCACCGCCAGAGCCGGUCAAGGUAGAGCAGGAAUCACCCGUCAAAUCGACGCCACAAGCAAGGCCACCUUCGCGCAAUCGCGAGCCCGAGGAUACACCCGGCUGCUGCUGCGUCAUUUGCUGA
Molecule: messenger RNA, 627 nt
Organism: Kalmanozyma brasiliensis GHG001
Lineage: Eukaryota; Fungi; Basidiomycota; Ustilaginomycetes; Ustilaginales
Exons: 1
Coding region: 1-627 (208 amino acids)
Source: RefSeq, a predicted model, not a curated record